Messenger RNA from Parastagonospora nodorum SN15, 818 nucleotides. RefSeq lists its product as hypothetical. Gene Ontology annotation, molecular function: mRNA binding; structural constituent of ribosome. Bases 1 to 609 code for a protein of 202 amino acids. Gene Ontology annotation, cellular component: ribosome; cytosolic large ribosomal subunit. NCBI's taxonomy places the organism in Eukaryota, Fungi, Ascomycota, Dothideomycetes, Pleosporales, Phaeosphaeriaceae. The record is from RefSeq and is a predicted model, not a curated record. The transcript is spliced from 5 exons. Gene Ontology annotation, biological process: negative regulation of translation; translation.
AUGUCCACCUUCGAACCGGUCAUCGUCAUUGACGGCAAGGGGCACUUGCUCGGUCGCCUCGCCAGCACCGUCGCCAAGCAGCUCCUCAACGGACAGAAGAUUGUCGUUGUGCGCUGCGAGGCUCUGAACAUCUCUGGAGAGUUCUUCCGCGCCAAGUUGAAGUACUCUGCUUUCAUGCGCAAGCAGACCCGUUACAACCCCACCCGUGGUGGACCCUUCCACUUCCGCGCCCCCUCCAAGAUGUUCUGGCGAACCGUCCGCGGCAUGAUUCCCCACAAGACCGCCCGCGGUAACGCCGCCAUGGAGCGCCUCAAGACCUUCGAGGGUAUCCCUCCCCCCUACGACAAGAAGAAGCGCGUCGUCGUCCCCCAGGCCUUGAGGGUACUGAGGCUGAAGCCCGGCCGCAAGUACUGCACUGUCGGCCGUCUCGGACACGAGUUUGGCUGGAAGUACCAGGACGUUGUCGCUCGUCUCGAGGAGCGCAGGAAGGUCAAGGGUGCCGCAUACUACGAGCGCAAGAAGGCGGCCAGGAGGCAAUUGGCUGAGGCCAAGAAGUCCGCGUCUGUUGACGGCAAGAUCGUCGAGUCCCUCACCUCCCUCGGCUACUAGACGUCGGCAGUUAAUGAACAGUGUCGGUGUCGGUGAUGUGGUUCGGCGUGGGAUGCAUUGGGCUCAUGGGAUCUUUUCUACCUCUACUAUACUUCGACCAUUCCAAAGGGUGUCCAGGCUAAAAGAGCAUAUCCACAGGGUGCUCAUGUUAUGGGUCUCUUCACGGUCGGUCUGCUAGAAGAAAAUACGAAAUGAAAAUUCCAGGGCUG